Rhodamnia argentea is the source of this 1139-nucleotide messenger RNA. RefSeq names its product purine permease 3-like. Bases 142 to 1101 code for a protein of 319 amino acids. Gene Ontology annotation, molecular function: purine nucleoside transmembrane transporter activity. The transcript has 3 exons. The record is from RefSeq and is a predicted model, not a curated record. Lineage: Eukaryota; Viridiplantae; Streptophyta; Magnoliopsida; Myrtales; Myrtaceae. Gene Ontology annotation, cellular component: membrane.
GAGAGAGCGAGAGCAGAGCGCACGCGGGCUUCGUCAUGGGGGAAACCAUGGAAGCGCCGCAGGGCAAAACCAUGAGGCUCCUCCUCCUCGCGCUCAACUGCGCCAUGGCUCGCCCUCGGCACGUGCGGCGGCCCGCUCCUCAUGCGCCUCUACUUCCUCCACGGUGGCGCCCGCGUCUGGCUCUCCAGCUUUCUCGAGACGGGCGGCUGGCCCAUCAUCUUUGUCCCCCUCGUGGUAGCCUACUUCCGCCGCCGCUUCGCUGAGGGCCCCUCCGCCCGCCUCGUCCUCAUGGACCCUUUCCUCUUCGUCGCCUCAGCUGUCAUAGGGGUUCUCACAGGCCUCGACGACUACCUCUACGCGUACGGCGUGGCACGGCUCCCCGUCUCCACGUCGGCCCUGCUCAUCGCCACGCAGCUGGCCUUCACAGCCGGGUUCGCGUUCCUCCUGGUGAGGCAGCAGUUCACGUCGUAUACGAUCAACUCGAUAUUCCUGCUGACAAUGGGGGCAGGGAUUCUGGCGAUGCACACGAGCAGUGACCGGCCGGCGGGGGAGUUGGACGGGGCGUACUAUGCGGGUUUCUUCAUGACGCUCGGGGCGGCGGCGCUCUACGGGUUCGUACUGCCGCUGGUGGAGCUGACGUACAAGAAGGCCAAGCCGGCUGUCACAUACUCGCUGGUGUUGGAGAUUCAGUUGGUGAUGUGCUUCUUCGCCACAGCUUUCUGCACCAUCGGCAUGCUGAUCAACAAGGACUUCCAGGCGAUUCCUAGAGAAGCAAGGAGCUACAAGCUCGGAGAAGCCCGAUUCUACGUGGUGCUCGUGUGGACCGCGAUCCUCUGGCAAUUUUUUUUCUUAGGAGCCAUAGGAAUCAUCUUUUAUGCCUCCUCUCUAUUCUCAGGAAUCAUGAUCGCCCUUCUUCUCCCGGUCACUGAGAUCCUAGCCGUCAUAUGCUUCCACGAGAAGUUCAAGGCGGAGAAAGGCGUGUCCCUUGCCCUCUCGCUCUGGGGCUUUGUUUCAUACUUCUGCGGGGAAUUGAAACUUGCCAAGAAGGAAAAAGAAGCAGCUGCGGCAGCAGCAGCAGCGGAGGCGGCAGUGGCAGAUUAGACCUCCAGAGACCAAAAUACAUUAACAAGGCCUUCCCC